This is a messenger RNA of Lasiosphaeria miniovina, 663 nucleotides long. RefSeq lists its product as uncharacterized. Lineage: Eukaryota; Fungi; Ascomycota; Sordariomycetes; Sordariales; Lasiosphaeriaceae. The record is from RefSeq and is a predicted model, not a curated record. The transcript is spliced from 3 exons. Bases 1 to 663 code for a protein of 220 amino acids.
AUGGCGACCAGAGAAAACUCGUCAGAAGCAGGGGAGGGAAAUCCCCGGAUCACUCCACCUUCCAGUCGUCGCCAAUCCCGCAUUGAUCGGGGCAGAGUUAUUAGAUCCGUCGAUAAGUUGACCACCGACUUGGUCAUCCAGUGUGCCGACGUGUGGGCUGCCCUCGUUGCUUGCGACCUAAAGGGUCAAUUGCAAAAUGGAAAUCCCUCGAGCCUGUGGGCACUCGUUUUCAAGGAUGGGUGGAAGUCCGACGACGACCAAGUGGCCCGCGAGCGUCCUCCGAAUAUCGCAAAUCGCACUUCUGGCGCCUCAAUGACCCAGUGCGGCAUCUUCGGCCAGGAUCUCCCCGUGCCACCCAAGGGGAAGGUUCCUCACAAUCGUCUUAAAGGAGACCCGGCUUUUGUCAAGGUACAUGGCGGAGGCUUGGCGGGGAAAUUUAAUUUCUUCAUCUGCGACUCUCGGGGACGACUGGCCAACGAGGCCUUCGUCGAGUUUUUUGACGGCGAGAAAUUGAGCAUUUUGUCAGCAUGGGGAUCACGCGGGAAGUUUGUGCCCCUCGCUUUGACAAGAGGUGGCUUGGCUGUCUUCCGCCGCAUUGCCGACAACCUCGACAUGAAGAUUGCGGAACAACGCAUCGAGGCCGAGGAGCACAUGUAUGGUUAG